GCCCCGCUGGAGGCUGGCUGGGUGCCUGCCCUGCAGGGAAGGACGCCACCAGAGCGUUUGUGACCGGGGACUUCAGCCCGACGGGCCUGGUGGAUGACGUCUCUGAGCUGUCGCCGCUGGAGAUGCUCACCCUCCAGAGCUGGCUCUCCUUCUACAGCAGCAACUACGUUUUUGUGGGGAAGCUGGUGGGCAGAUUCUAUGAUGAAAAUGGAGCACCGACAGAAGCCUUAAGGCAGGCUGAGGCUGCUAUUGAGGAAGGCCUGAAGUUCAAGGCAGAAAGCGACCAGAGGAAGCAGCAGUUCCCACCGUGUAACUCCGAAUGGAGCUCUGCUGGGGGCAGCCGAUUCUGGUGCUCCAAACAGAGUGGAGGCGUAAACAGAGACUGGAUUGGAGUCCCCCGGAAACUGUACAUUCCUGGUUCAAGGGGGAGCCACUGCGUGUGUGUGAGACCUACUGGUCCCCCGUCUGGACAGCUGGACUCACCUGAGCACCGUGACAGAGGCGAUCUGGAUAACCCUCACCUGGAGGAAUACAAAGGCUGCCAUCCGCUGGCCGAGUGGUGUGUCCUGAAAACAUGACUCUGAGCGCUGGAUAUGUGUGCCUAGUCCUACAGCGAACUGUUGCACUUUGGGUGGACAAUUGCAGCUCCUGCUGCGUUCCCUUCCAUCUGUCAGUGCAAAGGGAGAGAGCAAUUUCAAGUCCUUUGUACCUGUUUUCUAAUAUAUGACAAUGGAGCUGAGAGAAAGAGGGAAUAUUUUUAGCCAAGUGAUGCAGUUAGCGGCUAAAAAAAAUCAGCAAUGGGAAACUUUUUUUCUUAGCGCUCUAUCCCUAUGGUAUUUUUACAUCUGGCAACAAAUUGUAGGAUAUGUAGCCUGAACGAGAUUUAAAAAUUGAUUUCUUUUGCAGUCAGGAAAUAGAUGCCUGUGUGCAUAGUGGUGGGCGUAACGUGUUGUAUUUUCAGGAACUGAGUUGGUGAGCGCAAGAACUGCUGCAGCAUCACUGACUUUGGUUUAUGCACAGUCCUCCACUGUCACUCAAACGCUGCUUACUACAUGGUAGUGCUAAUGCUCCUUCCUAAUCACCUGCUUUGCUCCAAAGAGUUUAAAGGUAGCAGGGGAGAAGCCUGAAUUUCUCCUGCAACGAAGGUUCAGAGUAGCUAGGAUCUCGUGUAGUUUAGUUAUACAAAAGCUUGGCUUAUCGGAUUCUCAGAAUACAGAAGGCAAAGGUCAGAGCUGCGUUUCCUCAUCUGGUAUUUGUAUUAGAUGGUGAGCAAAGAAGAUAAUCAGAAGGUAUCUAUGCAGAUUGUUGUUGUAAACUAACCUCACCCUCCUGGUCCUCUGAUUUACUACUUUCAAAUGACUCAGAGGUCAGAAUUGAUGGUUUGAAUUAGACAGUAAGGAAAGCUAUGUAACAACAUGACUAUCCCACUGUAAUCGCCCUCUUUCCAGUCUGGUUUAUGACAUCUCCCCACCCUAUACAUGUCCCUCAGACCAUAACCUGAGGCUGAUGUAUCCCCAGCUCACUUAAAGGCUGUAUGUAUUUUAUCACAGCUGGCAAAAUCCAGUACCUUAAAUGACUCCUGCAAGAGCAAGGCAAGUUACUACCAUUUCUGUGCAGGACUAAAAAGGACAAGGGAAUACCAGAGUAGGGCCCGGGUACUGUAAACCCAGGCUGCAACCGGGCUUCUACUGCUUUUCUACAGUCUGCUACUAAACUAGAUUACAUGUAGGCCAGCAACGGCCCAGUUCUGUGCUGAGCUGCGUUCAGUUCCUUUUCUUAAACCACCGCCACCUAUUUAUAAAUAACUGGGAGAUAUUUAUAAAGCCAUUAUGAGUUUGAGCUAUUUCUACCUCUCCUCCCUUGAAAAAAUACCCACAAAUCUAAGCAUUUAGUUAAUAAGCUAGUGAGAUUACAAAAGGCCUGACAACAUCGCUUCAGAGUGAAAAACAAUCAUUUAUUGCAGUGACAAAUGUGUUUAGAAAGAUGAGGCUACAACGGCCUUGGUCCAGGGCCAUGCAGCAGUUUAAACGUGUAUGUGCUUAAUGGAAUUUUUUUUUUUUAAACUUGGUUCUGCAGUUUCUUUUUUAUCAUCAUCUCUAAGUUGUACUAUGGAGAAGUCCUCUAAGGCAGUUACAAGCACGUGUGCCAGGUCUCGCCUGCCAUGACUGGAAGCUGUACAAGUAGAUUUUUACCGCAAAUUCCAGAUUAUCAAAUACAAAAAGAAUAAUUUGUAACUGUAGAACACUUGGAUUUCUAGUGAAGCUUGGUAUUAGCUGCAUAGCUUCUAAGCAAGUUUCAUCUUGCUGUAUGCUAAAGAAC
Messenger RNA from Struthio camelus australis, 2319 nucleotides. The record is from RefSeq and is a predicted model, not a curated record. Lineage: Eukaryota; Metazoa; Chordata; Aves; Struthioniformes; Struthionidae.